Sesamum indicum (sesame) is the source of this 2265-nucleotide messenger RNA. Its product is annotated as mitochondrial-processing peptidase subunit alpha. Gene Ontology annotation, molecular function: metal ion binding; metalloendopeptidase activity. Gene Ontology annotation, biological process: proteolysis. Gene Ontology annotation, cellular component: mitochondrion. NCBI's taxonomy places the organism in Eukaryota, Viridiplantae, Streptophyta, Magnoliopsida, Lamiales, Pedaliaceae. The record is from RefSeq and is a predicted model, not a curated record.
AUACAGUCUUCUCUCCUCUUCUUUCGUGCAGUCUCUGCAUCCCCCAGCGCUCUCCCCGUCUCCACUGCCCCGCCCCGCCCCCCCAAGAGACACAAUCAAACAACAUUUGCCUUUUGAAUUAACCGAUCGACAAUCAAUUUCAGUAUGUACAGAACGGCGGUUUCUCGAGUCAGAGCUCUCAAGGGCCGAACAGGAUACAGGGGAUUGGCUAGAUAUGCAAGUACAAGUGCUAUUGCAACCAAGUCAUCAUCAGGAAGUCUUUUUGGUUGGCUGACGGGUGAGAAGUCGUCUUCGCUUCCACCUCUAGAUUUCCCACUUAACGAUGUUGUUCUUCCCCCUCCAUUGCCGGACUACGUUGAGCCUGCAAAGACCAAGAUAACCACUCUUCCAAAUGGUCUCAAAAUUGCCUCUGAAACAUCAGCGAACCCUGCAGCUUCAAUAGGGUUAUAUGUUGAUUGUGGCUCAAUAUAUGAAACUCCAGCUUCAUAUGGGGCCACACAUCUCUUGGAGCGUAUGGCCUUCAAAAGUACCACUAACCGGAGCCACCUGCGUAUUGUACGGGAGGUUGAGGCAAUUGGUGGCAAUGUAACUGCAUCAGUCUCUCGGGAGCAUAUGAGCUACACCUAUGAUGCACUCAAGUCCUAUGUUCCUCAAAUGGUUGAGCUUCUUAUUGACAGUGUUAGAAAUCCGGCUUUCUUGGAUUGGGAAGUUAGUGAACAGCUCCAUAAGGUGAGCGCUGAAAUCAAUGAAUGGUCAAAAAAUCCUCAGCACCUGCUUUUGGAGGCUAUUCAUGCAACUGGUUAUUCUGGUCCCUACGCAAAUGCUCUUGUGGCUUCAGAAUCUGCACUUGGCAGAUUGAAUAGCAGUGUUUUGGAGGAGUUUGUUGCUGAAAACUACACUGCUCCUAGGAUGGUCCUUGCAGCAUCAGGUGUUGACCAUGACAAACUUCUAGAAUAUGCAGAACCACUUCUAUCCGAUCUGCCUAAAGUUUCUCGACCUUCAGAGCCAAAGCCAAUUUAUAUAGGAGGUGAUUUUCGUCGUCAAGGUGAUUCAGGGAUAACUCACUUUGCUCUUGCCUUCGAACUUCCUGGUGGCUGGGUUAAGGAGAAAGAUGCCAUAACAUUGACUGUUCUUCAGAUGCUUAUGGGAGGAGGUGGAUCUUUCUCUGCUGGUGGUCCUGGAAAGGGGAUGUACUCAAGAUUAUAUCUUCGUGUCCUGAACGAGCAUCCUCAGAUACAGUCCUUUUCUGCAUUUAACAGCAUUUACAAUCAUACUGGAUUAUUUGGAAUUCAAGCUACCACAGGAUCUGAUUUUGCACCACAUGCUAUUGAUAUAGCUGUUAGAGAACUCGUUGCAGUUGCAACUCCAGGAGAAGUUGAUCAGGUACAACUAAAUCGUGCAAAACAAUCAACAAAGUCUGCCAUUUUGAUGAACCUCGAAUCAAGAAUGGUUGCAUCAGAAGACAUAGGUAAACAAAUUUUGACAUAUGGAGAGAGGAAACCCGUGGAGCAUUUCUUGAAGGCUGUUGACGAAGUUACAGCGCAAGAUAUUGCUAAAAUUGCACAAAAGCUUUUAUCAUCUCCCCUCACAAUGGCAUCUUAUGGCGAUGUGCUUCAUCUGCCAAGCUAUGAUGCAGUUUGCAGCAGAUUCCAUUCAAAAUGAAGUUAUUCUUGUCUUGCUCUGAUCUGAAACCGUCCCUGACUUCCCGUAUUUAGGGCCAUUUGAAAUUGUUGAGCUGCUUUUUUACGGAAUAGAUAGAAAUAAGAUGAGUUGAAUGCUUAACAUGACAAAUAAUUGGUGAAAUACUUGGCAAGAAGCACUUCAAUACCUGAUUCAUUGUAUGUUUUGUAAUUUAGCAUGAAAUUUUUGGGGCUUCAAACUUCUCUUGGUUUUGUCAUUGCUGAAGUCGUCGUAAUGGAAACAUUGAAUUUUGCUGCCCUCUCUUUGGCUUAUUUAUUUGCAAGCUUGCCGUCAACUCUGGUGAAAAGAUAGUCAGCCUGGACUUGCCUCCACUUCAAACACCCAUGACGAUGAGUCUUCUGCUUGUGGACUGUUCUUAUAUGGAAUCUGCAUUUGAAUGCUCGUAAUUAGAUGUCCACAUACUUUUGCACCUGUGGGUUGUGGAUAUGGCAGAAACUGUAAUAAUAGCCUGUGUUUUAUGGUUGGUACCUUUCACAUUGUUUCAACUUUCUGUUGUCACCAGAUGCUACAUUACAUAUUUCGUUAAGGUUGAUCAUAUGCAGACUUGACUGAGUGCCCCUGAAA